CUUGACGACGGCUUCUGUUCACAGAAACGGAAGGGAGGGGAGGGGGUGUCCCGCGCAGAGGAAGCGGGGGAUCCGUCAUCAGCCUCCCUGUCCUCGUCUCAUCGCCACCACCAUCGUCGUGUUCACAAUCCUCUAUUGCGCACCGAUUUGCCGACCGUAAGACUGCCAUUUAUCAUCCGAUGUCGUCCCGCCUUGUCAAGAUUCAGAAGAGACAGGCGCUGGGAGGGGUCACCAGCAGUCUCAGCUCGGGCGGCCAGAGUGCCAGCAAUGCUGCCCAGCAGGCCACAGGAGACCUCUCCAAGACUCAGCUCAUCGGCCUCUCAGUCGGCCUCGUCGCGAUCGUCGUCCUCGUCGUCUUUGCACUGUGGUGGUGCUGCACGAAGACGGCGCGCCGCGACGACAAAAAGGAACGAGAAGCUGCUCGUCGUCCUUUCGUCCAGCUAGCUGCACCAGCUGGCAGCCCCUAUGACGAGAGCGGCUUCGACCAGGGCAGGAAUGCCAUGAUGAGCCAGGUCGCCCUUUCUCCGCAGACGCACGAGAUGGACAGGCACCGUCGUAUGGAACAGGCUCAUCAGAUGCCACCCUCCACAUCUCUUCCACCAUCGCCAAGUUCGGCCGACGACAUCUUCGAUGACCGCAAGGGAAAGGGUCACUUCCAGCCUCAGGCGUUGCAACACGCCAAGGCUUAUGACGCCUUCUCCAACGAUGGGACAGACGGGUUUGGCUGGGGCCAACAGCAACCUCACUAUGCGAACCCUCACGAUCUGCAGCAAGUUCACGUCCCCCCGCAACACCGUCAAGCAGCAGCACCAUCAGUCCCACCGCAAGCAGCAGUGUACCUCGACGCUCACACGCUCGCCCUCGAGCGUGCCCGAGCCGCAUGAGCUCGUUGUCCAUUAAUCUUCCAGAUACCCCGACUUGUCGCAUUCUCACUGUGCUUCGUUCUCAUGUCUUGCCUGUAACACACUUGCUGUCGUUGUGACUCCUGUAAUCCACGUAAUUUGCUU
Molecule: messenger RNA, 1007 nt
Organism: Acaromyces ingoldii
Lineage: Eukaryota; Fungi; Basidiomycota; Exobasidiomycetes; Exobasidiales; Cryptobasidiaceae
Exons: 2
Coding region: 180-884 (234 amino acids)
Source: RefSeq, a predicted model, not a curated record